AUGGCACCAAAAAAGAAGGGAGUUGUCGAAAAACCAGUUUUGUUAGGUAGACCAGGUAAUAACUUGAAAUCUGGUAUUGUUGGUUUGGCAAAUGUUGGUAAAUCAACUUUUUUCCAAGCUGUUACCAGAUGUCCAUUAGGUAACCCAGCCAAUUAUCCUUUCGCUACCAUUGAUCCAGAAGAAGCUAGAGUUAUUGUUCCUUCCCCAAGAUUUGACAAAUUAUGUGAAUUGUACAAACCAAAGAGUGAAGUUCCAGCCUUCUUGACUGUUUAUGAUAUUGCUGGUUUAACUAAAGGUGCUCACGCUGGUGAAGGUUUAGGUAACAAUUUCUUGUCUAACAUUAGAGCUGUUGAUUCUAUUUUCCAAAUGGUUAGAUGUUUCGAUGAUGCUGAUAUUAUCCAUAUUAAUGAUGAAGUUAACCCAAUUGCUGAUUUGGAUAUUAUUAAGGAUGAAUUGAGAUUGAAAGAUAUUGAAUUUGCCAACACUUAUUUGGAAAGUGUUGAAAAAAUUGCCAAGAGAGGUGGUCAAUCUUUAGAAGUUAAACAAAAGAAAGAAGAAGCUGAAUUUGUUAAGAAAAUCAUCCAAAUGUUGGAAGAUGGUAAAAGAAUUGCCAACCAAACCUGGACCUCUAAAGAAGUUGACAUUAUUAACCAAAUGUUAUUGUUGACUGCUAAACCAUGUAUUUACUUACUUAACUUGUCAGAAAAGGAUUACAUUAGAAAGAAGAACAAGUGGUUGAUGAAAAUCAAGGAAUGGGUUGACACCAACUCUCCAGGUGAUUUAAUUGUUCCACUUUCUGUUUCUUUUGAAGAAAAAUUAGCCAACAUGGAAAAUGAUGAAGAAAGAGAUGCUUACUGUAAAGAAGUUGGUGCUAUUUCUGCUUUGCCAAAGAUCAUUGUUGCCAUGAGACAAAAAUUGGACUUGAUUUCUUUCUUCACUGGUGGUCCAGAUGAAGUUAGAGAAUGGACUAUUAGAAAAUGGUACACUGCUCCACAAGCUGCUGGUACUAUUCAUACAGAUUUAGAAAGAACCUUUAUCUUGGCUCAAGUUAUGAAAUAUGAUGAUUUGAUUGAAUAUGGUGAUGAAAACAGUGUUAAGGCUGCUGGUAAAUUGUUACAAAAGGGUAAAGAUUACUUUGUUGAAGAUGGUGAUAUUCUUUACAUUAAAGCUGGUGAAGGUAAAGCUCGUUAA
Messenger RNA from Candida tropicalis MYA-3404, 1191 nucleotides. It is a transcript of the gene YBN5, whose product is annotated as Obg-like ATPase. Lineage: Eukaryota; Fungi; Ascomycota; Pichiomycetes; Serinales; Debaryomycetaceae. Gene Ontology annotation, molecular function: ATP hydrolysis activity; GTP binding; ATP binding. Gene Ontology annotation, cellular component: cytoplasm. The transcript has a single exon. The record is from RefSeq and is a predicted model, not a curated record. Bases 1 to 1191 code for a protein of 396 amino acids.